AGCGACAAAAAAACAGCCACCCACUUCACGCUCGUCUACCGCCCCCAGAACGACCCCCUCAUCCACGAUGACACAGCCCCUUCCAUGGUCCUCGCCCCCAGCGCGCCCUCCAAAAAUUCAAAAUCCAAAGGCCUAAGCGACCUCGCCUCGGAACUCGGCUCCGACGCCGCCUCGAUCCGCGACAACGAGGGCGAGGCCGCCAACUACGGCGUCUACUACGAUGACACCGAGUACGACUACAUGCAGCACCUCCGCGACCUCGGCACCGGCGCCGGGGAGGCCGUCUUUGUCGAGGCGCCCUCCUUGCAAAAGUCCAAGGGAAAACAAAAGAUGAACUUGUCGGAGGCGCUGGCAAAGAUGGACUUGGAGCACAAGAGCGAGGGGUUGUUGGAUGAGGAGAUAUUGCCGAGCAAGAAUUUGCAGAGGUUGACGUAUCAGGCUCAGCAGGAUGUUCCUGAUUCUAUUGCGGGGUUUCAGCCGGAUAUGGACCCGAGGUUGAGGGAGGUUUUGGAGGCGUUGGAGGAUGAGGCGUAUGUGGAUGAGGAAGGGGGGGAGGAUGUGCUGAAGGGGCUGGUGGAGGGGGAUGCGGAGGAGCUGGAUGAGUUGAGGGAUGUUUGGGAGGAGGAUGAGGAUGAGGAUGAGGGGUGGGAGUCGGAUUGUACGGUCAAGGCUGGGCCGGCGCAGAAGAAGCAGCAGCGGAGUCAAGAGGAGGAUCAGGUGCCGGAGCUGGUUGAUACUUCCAGGGAAGGUGAUCAAGAAGGACCGUCGGAUGACUGGAUGGGAGAGUUUAAGAAGUUUAAGGAUGAUCAGAAGUCUGGUGCCGCGGCCCCGAAAAAGAAGGCGGUUGGGUGGGGGGCUACGCCGUCGGAGAUUCAAUCGUCGAUUUGGACCACCACUACCAAUGGCGGGAGGCAAAAGAAGAGGAAGGGCGCGUUGACGAACCCGUCGACCUACUCGAUGACUUCUUCGUCGAUAUACCGGACAGAGCAGCUCAACAUCUUGGAUAGAAGGUUUGAGAAGCUCGAGGAGGAGUAUAACUAUGACGAGGACGACUUGGCGUCUGUGUCGGCCGUGUCCACCAUGUCGACUGUCCAGGGGACCACCAGGCAAGACUUUGACAGCAUGCUGGACGAGUUUUUGGGUGAGUAUGACGUGCGGGGUAAGAACAGAGUCAAGAAGGGCAAGUGGAAGAAUGGAGUGGCCGAGUUUGACGAGAUCAGGAAGGCGUUGGGGCCGCCGAUAAUUCCGGCCAAGUAUAGGACUGGGGGCAGAGGUGAAGAAAAGAAAGCGGAAGAGAAGAAACCAUAG
This is a messenger RNA of Podospora anserina S mat+, 1308 nucleotides long. RefSeq lists its product as uncharacterized. The record is from RefSeq and is a predicted model, not a curated record. The annotation marks the transcript as partial. Gene Ontology annotation, cellular component: preribosome, small subunit precursor; nucleus; cytosol. Lineage: Eukaryota; Fungi; Ascomycota; Sordariomycetes; Sordariales; Podosporaceae. The transcript has a single exon. Gene Ontology annotation, biological process: ribosomal small subunit biogenesis; ribosomal small subunit export from nucleus.